Periconia digitata is the source of this 1968-nucleotide messenger RNA. Lineage: Eukaryota; Fungi; Ascomycota; Dothideomycetes; Pleosporales; Periconiaceae. The record is from the annotation of a GenBank genome assembly.
AAAGGCCCACCCGCCAUGAAGCGCAAGAGCGAAACACCUGCCAAUGGCAAGGCCAAAAAGCGCGCCAUCUCCGACGAAGAAGCGCACGAUAAAUUCCGCGACGGUCUCUUUGAUAGCAAAGUGCUCGAGGGGUAUACCGACUACUACGUCACCUCACAGCCCUACAAGCACGCCGUAAUUCAAAAUCUUGUCGACGAUACCCUUCUUCGCAAUGUGCGCAAUGAGAUCCGCGAGCACAUCUCCUUCACUCCCAAGGAGACGGAUAUAUACAAGAUUCACCAGUCGGGUGAUCUUGCAAAUCUCGACGGCCUCGACGAUUCUGCCCUCAAACGUCUCCCGUCGCUUUUGACCCUCCGCGAUGCCCUAUAUUCAUCUGCCUUUCGCAAAUAUCUCUCGUCCAUAACUGGGUCGGGUCCCUUGAGUGGCCUCAAGACGGACAUGGCUGUGAACGUCUACACACCUGGUUGCCAUCUUCUUUGCCACGACGAUGUCAUUGGGAGCCGCAGAGUGAGUUGGAUUCUGUACCUGCUGGAUCCUGACCGCCCAUGGAAGCCCGAAUGGGGAGGUGCCCUGCGGCUUUUCCCUACCCGCAAUGAAAAGAUUGAGACCGGCGAGGAAGUCAAGGUCCCGCAACCUGACUAUUCGGUCUCGAUACCACCUGCCUGGAACCAGUUGUCAUUCUUCACUGUUCAGCCCGGCGAGAGCUUUCACGAUGUCGAAGAAGUAUACCGUCGCGCUGCUGAAGAGAUGGAGGAGGAGGAUGGAGGACGUGUCCGGAUGGCUAUCAGCGGUUGGUUCCACAUUCCCCAGGAAGGCGAGGAUGGCUAUGAAGAAGGACUAGAGGAAAAGCUGGCAGAGAAAAGCUCCCUGGCGCAACUUCAAGGAGGCAAAGCAGACGUUUUCGACGAACCGCAAUCACACUGGGUCGAUAACCCUCAUUGGGAAGAGCAAGCCAAGACCGAAGAUGAUGAAAUGACUGCGGACGAGAUGGACUUCCUCAUUAAGUAUAUGAACCCUAAUUACCUACUCCCCGACACCGUGGAAGAACUCUCCAAAAUGUUCUCGGACGAAUCUUCGUUACGUCUCGCCGAGUUCCUUUCUCCCAAGUUUUGCGCACGAUUGCGCGACUAUCUCAACUCAAAGGACCAUGAAUCCGAGCCUCAUCUUUCACCGAACCCCCUUCAUAAAGACCUAUCCGAAGUGGGUGUCGCGCGCCCACCUCACAAGCAUCGCUACCUGUAUCGAAAAGCCGUGCAGCCAAUACAGGUCACAUACCCCGACAGCGCAGUCUUGACGCCUUACGACGAGCUAGUAGACAUACUCUUUCCCCAUCCUGCCUUCACCAAAUGGAUCUCACUCGCUACUGGCAUCACCCUUACAAAGAGCAAUAUCUACGCCCGAAGGUUCCGAAGGGGUAUGGACUACACCCUCGCCACCGCCUACGAAGAAGUCGAUCCCCAGCUGGAAAUAUGCCUGGGAAUCACCCCAUCCAAGGGCUGGGGCGAUGAAGAAGAGGAAAUAGCGACGGAAGAAGAUGCACAGCAAAAUGGUUCCUCGAGCAAAUCCAAUGCCAAGACGGCAGCGAAACCGGAAGAAGAAGUUGGCGGCUACGAAAUGUACAUGGCUGGAGAGGAGGAGCCAGAUGAGCAACAGCAGCAGAAAACGAACGAAGCUAAUGUGGCCGCUGCUGUCGAAGCGCUGACGCACACCGGUGCUGGCCAGAGACGCAAGGCUAAAGUCGAUCCUGCCGUGUACAAGAGCGCGGGUGAUGACGAAGACGACGGCAUUCUUUUCUCUCAACCCGCUGCUUGGAAUAAUCUUGCCAUUGUUCUACGCGACCGCGGCGUUUUGCGCUUUACGAAGUAUGUAAGCAAAGCUGCGAAAGGGGACCGCUGGGAUGUGUGUGGUGAGUAUGGUGUUGAGUUUGGCGACGACGAAGAUGACGACGAGGAAGAUGAGAAGGAGUAG